AUGACUAGCUCCUUUUUCGUACGGUAUCUCCUCCAGAUCGGAGCCAAUCCAAAUAACAAGAUUGGCAGAAGUGGGAGGAGGUCACUUGCAACGGCAGUGCUCUAUCUCGACCUUGGAGCAAUCAAAUUGCUUCUUGACAACGGCGCGGAUGCCAAUACGAGGCUAGAAAGCCUGAUUUCGUUAGCCUUAGAAGCCGCGUUCUAUUACCGUUUCUUGCGAGACAUGCCUGUGUUGGAUGAGGUGCUACUUCUGUUACUACGGGCUCGAGCAGCAGUUGAUGAAAGAGCUGAUGGGGGCUUACAAGCAAUGCUGGAGGAAUUUGAGGUAGGAAUCCAAGAUGAGAUCUAG
This is a messenger RNA of Lindgomyces ingoldianus, 348 nucleotides long. RefSeq lists its product as uncharacterized. Gene Ontology annotation, molecular function: protein binding. Lineage: Eukaryota; Fungi; Ascomycota; Dothideomycetes; Pleosporales; Lindgomycetaceae. The transcript is spliced from 2 exons. The record is from RefSeq and is a predicted model, not a curated record. Bases 1 to 348 code for a protein of 115 amino acids.